AUGGUCAAGUUGGACGUUGUCCACACUUUAAAUCUUGCCGUGGUUCAAAGUCAACCUUUGGUUGUUGUCUUUUUCGGUGGCACGUCAGGCAUUGGGCAUUAUACACUUCGUGCAUUGGCCACUGCUGAGGCCAAUGGAGGCCAAGGGUUUCGCGCAUAUAUUGUUGGGAGAAAGGCCAACGUGGCUGAAGAUGUCAUCUCCGAGUGUCGUGGUAUAUGCCCGCAGGGUCAAUUCAAGUUUCUCAAAGUUGAUGAUCUGUCUUUGAUUCAAGAGGUCGAUCGAGUAUGCGCUGAGAUAAUCCAGCUGGAGGAAAAGGAAGCUCAGGACCCCAGAAUUGACUAUUUGAUGACGUCUCAAGGGGGUUCAAUCUUUCUUCCACGAAAAGAUACAAAAGAGGGAAUUGACAUUACAAUGUCCUUGAUGUACUAUUCUCGCAUGAGACUGGUCAUCAAGCUGCUUCCUCUGCUUCUCAGGUCCACUCUUCCGGCAAGGGUCGUCUCGGUUUAUGCUGCUGGAAUGGAAGCAAAACUCUUUCCAGAGGAUCUUUCACUUCGUGACCUGACACAUUACAGUUACUCGCAAGCCCGGUCUCAUAUGUGUUACAUGCACACUUUGUUCAUGGAAACACUGGCCGAACAACAUUGUGGAAAGCUCGUCCUAAUCCACAUUUUCCCUGGUCUCGUGUUGGGGCCUAGCUUUCAAAAUCCUGAAUUGCCCGCCUGGUUUAAAAUAGUGUGGUCAUGGUUUUUCGUCCCCCUCUUUGGGCGACUUACUGUCAAACCCAAGAAUUGUGGUGAUAGGAUGUUGUCUCUUGCAUCACCUCGCUAUCCGCCUCGACCAAUUGACAAAUCCAAGACUCAGGAGGGUGUUACCAUAGGGACGGAUGGUAAACCUGGGAGUGGUGUUUAUGCUCUCACUUGGAAUGGAGAGAACAAUCUGAACACGAAGGCAUAUGAGAAGAUAAACAAGGAUGAGAUGAGGAAAAAGGUUUGGGAUCAUACCAUGAGGGCAUUUGAAGUGAUUGAGGCAGGAGAGGUCUUUACCGAGUGA
Messenger RNA from Rhinocladiella mackenziei CBS 650.93, 1050 nucleotides. RefSeq lists its product as uncharacterized. The transcript is spliced from 2 exons. The record is from RefSeq and is a predicted model, not a curated record. Gene Ontology annotation, biological process: secondary metabolic process. Lineage: Eukaryota; Fungi; Ascomycota; Eurotiomycetes; Chaetothyriales; Herpotrichiellaceae. The coding region runs from base 1 to 1050 and encodes 349 amino acids.